This is a messenger RNA of Pipistrellus nathusii (Nathusius's pipistrelle), 2298 nucleotides long. The record is from the annotation of a GenBank genome assembly. NCBI's taxonomy places the organism in Eukaryota, Metazoa, Chordata, Mammalia, Chiroptera, Vespertilionidae.
AUGAACAUCGCGCUGCAGGAGCUGGGCGGCGGCGGUAAUAUGGUGGAGUACCGACGGGCCACGCUGCGGGAAGAGGACGCGCCCGAGACCCCCGUGGAGGGCGGAGCCUCCCUGGACUCAGUGGAGGUGGGAUUCCAGAAGAGGACGGGACACCUCUUAGGCUUGCACACCCAGCUGGAGCUGGUCUUGGCAGGGGUCUCGCUACUGCUGGCUGCGCUGCUUGUGGGCUGCUUUGUGGCCCUGGGGGUCCAGUACUACCGAGACCCUUCCCACAGCACCUGCCUCACAGAGGCCUGCAUUCGAGUGGCCGGGAAAAUCCUGGAGACCCUGGACCGCGGGGUGAGCCCCUGUGAGGACUUUUACCAAUUCUCCUGCGGAGGCUGGAUCCGGAGGAACCCCCUGCCUGACGGGCGUUCUCGCUGGAACACGUUCAAUAGCCUCUGGGACCAGAACCAAGCCAUCCUGAAGCACCUGCUUGAAAACGCCACCUUCAAUUCCAGCAGCGAAGCCGAGCGGAAGACACAGCGCUUCUACCUGUCCUGCCUCCAGGUGGAGCGCAUUGAGGAGCUGGGAGCCCAGCCGCUGCGGGACCUCAUCGAAAAAAUUGGCGGUUGGAAUAUUACGGGGCCCUGGGACCAAGACAACUUCAUGGAGGUGCUGAAGGCAGUAGCGGGGACCUACAGGGCCUCCCCCUUCUUCACCGUCUACAUCAGUGCUGACUCUAAGAGUUCCAACAGCAAUGUUAUACAGGUGGACCAGUCUGGGCUCUUUCUCCCUUCUCGAGAUUACUACCUAAACAGGACCGCCAAUGAGAAAGUGCUCACCGCCUACCUGGACUACAUGGAAGAGCUGGGGCUGCUGCUGGGCGGACAGCCAGCCUCCACCCGGGAGCAGAUGCGGCAGGUGCUGGAGCUGGAGAUACAGCUGGCCAACAUCACGGUGCCCCAGGACCAGCGCCGGGACGAGGAGAAGAUCUAUCGCAAGAUGAGCAUCGCCGAGCUGCAGGUCCUGGCGCCCUCCCUGGACUGGCUGGAGUACCUGUCUUUCUUGCUGUCACCGCUGGAGCUGAGUGACUCUGAGCCUGUGGUGGUGUAUGGGACGGAUUAUUUGCAUCAGGUGUCAGAGCUCAUCAACCGCACGGAGCCAAGCACCCUGAACAAUUACCUGAUCUGGAACCUGGUGCAGAAGACAAGCUCGAGCCUGGACCGACGCUUUGAGGCUGCACAAGAGAAGCUGCUGCAGACCCUCUAUGGCACCAAAAAGUCCUGCAUACCAAGGUGGCAGACCUGCAUCUCCAGCACGGACGAUGCCCUUGGCUUCGCGUUGGGCUCCCUCUUUGUGAAGGCCUCAUUUGACCGGCAAAGCAAGGAAUUCGCGGAGGGGAUGAUUAGCGAGAUCCGAGACGCCUUUGAGGAGGCCCUGGGACAGCUGGUUUGGAUGGAUGAGAAGACCCGCCAGGCAGCCAAAGAGAAAGCAGAUGCCAUCUACGAUAUGAUCGGCUUCCCCGACUUCAUUCUGGAGCCUAAAGAGCUGGAUGAUGUGUAUGAUGGGUAUGAAGUCUCUGAAGAUUCCUUCUUCCAGAACAUGUUGAAUUUGUAUAACUUCACUGCCAAAGUGAUGGCUGACCAGCUCCGAAAGCCUCCCGCCCGGGAACAGUGGAGCAUGACCCCCCAGACAGUGAAUGCCUACUACCUUCCAACCAAGAAUGAAAUUGUCUUCCCUGCUGGCAUCCUGCAGGCCCCCUUCUACGCCCGCAACCACCCCAAGGCCCUGAACUUCGGUGGCAUUGGUGUGGUGAUGGGCCACGAGUUGACGCACGCCUUUGAUGACCAAGGGCGUGAGUAUGACAAGGAAGGGAACCUGCGGCCGUGGUGGCAGAAUGAGUCACUGGCAGCCUUCCAGAACCACACGGCCUGCAUGGAGGAGCAGUACAGCCAGUACCGCGUCAACGGUGAGAAGCUCAACGGCCGCCAGACGCUGGGGGAGAACAUUGCUGACAACGGAGGGCUUAAGGCUGCCUACAAUGCCUACAAGGCAUGGCUGAGAAGGCAUGGGGAGGAGAAGCAGCUGCCAGCCGUGGGACUCACCAACCACCAGCUCUUCUUUGUGGGAUUUGCCCAGGUGUGGUGCUCGGUCCGCACACCCGAGAGCUCUCACGAGGGGCUGGUGACCGACCCCCACAGCCCUGCCCGCUUCCGUGUGCUGGGCACUCUCUCCAACUCCCGUGACUUCCUGCGGCACUUCGGCUGCCCUGUCGGCUCCCCCAUGAACCCGGGGCAGCUGUGUGAAGUGUGGUAG